AUGUGGAGACCAAUAAUUUUGGACGUGGAGUGCAUCGUUUGCAACAAAUCGUUGCAAAAGAUUAAUCACGACCCGCGAGAGGCUAAACGGAACAUGGGAAAAAUGACUUGCCGCAGAUCCAGGACUCCAAACUGGUCCGUUGACGAGAAAAAGUACCUGUUAGAGUUAAUUAAGGAGCGCAAAGAAGUGGUCGUAACUAAGAAUAACAACGGCCCGAAUUAUUCCGAAGAGAAAGAUGUUGCCUGGAAUGAGAUUUUGCGGGAGUUAACUAAACGUUUCGGCAGUAAGUUCUCUGUUAGUUCAACAAAGAAAGUGAAGACGCAGUGGCAGAACAUGAAGCGUAUUGCGAGAGAAGAAAUAGCUUUGAUUGGGCCGAUUGUUGAGAAAUUUACGAGACAGACGUUUGAAGUGUGCACCAUACUGGACAUGAUUAAGGAUGGUGUAUUGAAGAAAGAUGAAGAAGGUUUGAAUGAUACAGUUUUAACAACUAACAUCGAAGUUAAAGCGGAACGUAUGGACGAUGAAAUGUCAGCAGAACCAAACUGCAGUGGUGCGACUAACUCCGAUACAGCUGUUAUGAAUUUGGACGACGACGUAGCCAGUCCGUCGGCUACCAUCAACCAACUAGAUUCCUCUGAGCACUCUGCCUGCGACGCCAACGAGUUCGAUGCCCGCGAAGAAACACCCGCCGAGGCCGAUGUGAUGCAAGGGAAAAGGGACGCUGCGGCGAUGACCGACGGCCUAUUUUCGGAUAAUGCCGCUAAUCUGAAUCCAUUCUAUAGACAACUCCAGGAGUUCUUCAGGUAUUCAUCAGACGAGAAGUACCUGAAAAUGGAAGCCCUGAAAGAGGAACGGCAGGUUGUCAGAGCGAUGAGGGAGACUGCAGAACUGAACAAAAUUAUUGCCGAACAGAGACUUAAACACAUCCUUUGGCUCAAGAAACGGGAAGUCGAAAUGUACAGUGGCGAACCUGGCUCUGGAGCUGGUAGGGGUGGCGGCGGUGGAGGAGCCAUCAGAGAGGCCGGCGGUACCUUUGGAAAGAUGGAGGCAGCCCGUGAAGAUGAGUACUUCUACAAAAAGCAAAAGGAGCAACUGUCGAAUUUGAAGUCUCACUUAUCUAAGGAGAUUUCAUUCCAUGAGGAGCAGAUCAAACGCCAUGAAGAUGCUAUCCGGCGCCACAAAGAACAAAUGCAUACAAUGGACAAAAAAUGA
Chilo suppressalis (striped riceborer) is the source of this 1212-nucleotide messenger RNA. The record is from the annotation of a GenBank genome assembly. NCBI's taxonomy places the organism in Eukaryota, Metazoa, Arthropoda, Insecta, Lepidoptera, Crambidae.